This is a messenger RNA of Pantherophis guttatus, 3461 nucleotides long. NCBI's taxonomy places the organism in Eukaryota, Metazoa, Chordata, Lepidosauria, Squamata, Colubridae. The record is from RefSeq and is a predicted model, not a curated record.
CUGAUGGGCAUCUUCCAGUCUUAUUUUAUGCAGAUGAUGCCAUUCUCCUCCCUUUGUUUUAUUUACUGUAGGUAUGAAGCAACUUGCUGUGUCCCUAAUGCAUCCCUGAGGCUUGAAGCUGAAGUUCCAAGUGUUAAAGUCAACGCCUGGAUUAGCAUUCUAAUCUUAUGACUCAGAAUUAUGAUUAAUUCUACAGGCAGAAUUAUUACCAUUGCUGUUGAUAGACAGCUACAAGUCUCACUGAUAUCAAACUUACUCUCUGUAGCCUUUCUCCUAGUCACAUAUAUUUGUGCAAAUCAAAUGAACAGUUAAGGAACAAAUUGGCAAUAUCAAACAUCAGAAUCCCAAUGCUUAUGAAGUUUAUUGCCAAAUAGUAGACCAUAAACCAUUUAUUGCAAAGUAUUUGCACAAUUGAACUCUGAGUAAAUAUAGAUGGGCUUUAUCUAUACCCUGUUUUAAUGCCUUUUCCUUCUGCACUCAUAGUGGAAUAGAUUUCAAAGUUUUUAAAAAAUCUGCAAAGACCUUGCAGCCUUUGUGGCUUUAGGGAGGUAGAGGAAGAAACACGUGUCUUUUUAUGCUAUCAUAAUUGUGACAUUUCAAGAAUUUUUUUGUAAUCCCCAAUUAUUUCCAAACUUGAGGGCUAUUCAGAUAAAUAUUAUAUAUGUUAUCUUCUAAGGGAUGUUAACCCCUCACUUACAUUUCAGGUAGCAAAAUACCUUUGCCAUGCAAAGCUCUGAUUUAGAUAUUGUUUAUUGUUUUAUUGUGUGAUAAUUCGCUUCCUUUUACUUUGAAUGCUGGUCAAAGACCAUUAUAAAAUUUUAUGUAUGCAUGUUACGUGUAUGUAUAUACCAUGAUCAAUGUUAUCAAAGGCUUCCCAUUUUAAAAACUAGAUGUUUAUAGUAUACCAUGGUUUCUCCACUGGCUGAUUUUGCACACCUUCACAUCAAAAAGCCAUCGUUCUACUCUGCCUCUUCAAAUUUCAUCAUGAUCCCCUAAAUUUCUUCAUGACUUCCUGAAGCACAUGCCUCCCAAUUUGGGAACCCUUGGCCUAGAAAACAAGGCAAAUACACAAGCUUGAUAGUCUCUUUGCUUUUAUCACCAUUUAAUUAUUGCUUAUGAUAUUCCCUAGACAAACAUUUCAUUAUAUUAAAUGAGCUGCAUUUAAUGCUAGACAUUUCCCUGAAACAUCAGUGUUUUUCCAUAAUUUUGCUUUUUUUGUUCAAAUUGCUAAAGGCUGCAGCAAUGGGGAAGAAUCUGGCACCACUUGCUUUAUUUUGAUGUGCAAGAGGAAGUUACCAAGAUAAAUAUAAAUUAAACUGCUGUUAAAUCAACUUAACUUUCUCUUUUCGUUUCUGGGUUCAAGUGGUGUUUUUCUCUUCAACAAGCAAAAAGUGGCAGCAAUUUUACUGUGGGUAUCAACUGAUGUGCUUCACCAAUCUUUGAUCCGCCCAACUUUGAUACAGCUGGGAUCUUUCAAACUAUUUAUAUAUCGGUAUUUAUUUACUCAAUUUGUAUAUCUGCUCAUCUCACUGGUGUGAUUCUUGCCCAGUCACUGAGCCAAUCUCCGGAUCAGAGGCCUGCCUUACAAAGAAGGAUCAGCAUCAGCCCAACCAGCAACUGGCAGAUUAACAGCUAAGAACUGAUGGGAGGGGAGCAGGAGGAGGUCUGCUUGACAAUGGCAGCAGAAAAUUCUUUGUCAUCUCCUGGCUUGGAUCGGGUAGCUGGUGAGAAGUUCCUGCAGGAAGCCUUCCAGAUCAUGCUUGAAGAAGGAAUUCGAAAAGGGAUGGAUGCCUCUGAAAAGGUGUGUAUUUGGAAGGAACCUGAGGAACUGCAGCAAAUUCUGGACCUGAAUCUAAAAGACAGCGGGGAGUCACAUGAAAGGUUGCUGGAACGCUGUCGGGAAGUUAUCAGAUACAGUGUGAAAACAUGUCAUCCACGCUUCUGCAAUCAGCUAUUUUCUGGGCUUGAUCCCCAUGCUCUGGCUGGACGGAUGAUCACAGAGAUGCUCAACACUAGCCAAUACACGUAUGAGAUUGCACCUGUAUUUGUCUUGAUGGAGGAGGUGGUGCUGAAGAAACUGCGAAAAUUGGUUGGCUGGGAAAAAGGCGACGGAAUCUUCUCCCCUGGAGGGUCCAUCUCCAACAUGUAUGCCAUGAAUGUGGCACGGUAUCACCGUUUCCCAGACUGCAAGCAGAAGGGGCAUUGGGCAAUACCAAAGCUGGCAGUGUUUACAUCAGAAGAGUGCCACUACUCCAUCCAAAAGGGAGCAGCUUUUUUGGGCAUCGGCACUGACAAUGUCUACCUUGUAGCAGUGGAUGAAAAAGGGAAAAUGAUCCCCGCUGAUCUAGAGAAAAAGAUCGACCAGGCCAAAUCAGAGAGAGCGCUCCCCUUCUUUGUCAAUGCCACCUGUGGCACCACUGUCCUGGGAGCUUUUGACCCCCUGCCUGAAAUUGCAGAGGUGUGCACAAGACACAAACUCUGGUUCCAUGUGGACGCAGCCUGGGGCGGCAGUGCUCUCCUCUCCCAAAGACAUCGGCAUCUUCUGGAUGGGAUCGAAAGGGCUGAUUCGGUGGCUUGGAAUCCCCACAAAAUGCUUAUGACUGGGCUUCAGUGUUCUGCCUUCCUGGUCCAGGAUAACUCUGGACUACUGCAGAGAUGCCACUGUGCCCAAGCUACCUACCUCUUCCAGACAGACAAGUUCUACAACAUAGCUUAUGACAGGGGAGACCAAACCAUCCAGUGUGGACGCAAAGUAGAUUGCUUUAAGUUAUGGCUGAUGUGGAAGGCCAACGGCAGCAAAGGCUUGGAGCAGAGAGUGGAUAGGGCCUUUGCUUACACUCGGUAUCUAGCUGAUGAAAUUAAGAAGAGAGAAGGCUUUCAGCUAGUGAUAGAGCCAGAGUUCAUCAAUCUCUGUUUUUGGUAUGUACCUCCCAGUCUGCGAGGACAGGAAGACUGCAUUGAUUACUGGGUGAAACUGGAGAAGGUAGCUCCACUGAUUAAGGAGCGGAUGAUGAAGAAAGGUUCCAUGUUGGUGGGCUAUCAGCCACAUGGCAAAAAAGUGAACUUUUUCCGCCAGGUGGUCACCAAUCCAGCAGUCACCAGAGAUGACCUAGAUUUCUUCCUUGAUGAAAUUGAGAGGCUUGGCGGAGAUCUAUAGAUUGUGUAUCGUACAGAUUGGAACAGUUACGUAUGUGGUUCAAAAGCAGACAUCACUUUAAUUCCAAUCACCAUUGCACCACUGUUGAAAUGGCUUGGAAGCUACGCUUCUCCAAUCAUGCAGAAGGACCCGUGAGCAGGUGCCACUGGCAUGGUGUGUUUGCUGCUACUGAACCAUUUUACAGACAAACAUAUUAUGAAGAUGUAACAGUAAUGUGUGCGCCCUGCCCCCUUCCCUCCCUCCAUUGUUAUCUAUUUCUGUAACUGGGUGUGUUCCAAAACUAAAGCAAAUGUUAUUAUCUUAA